AUGCAACGAAUCAACGAAUCCAGCUCUAUCCUUUAUCCACAGGGCAUCCGCUCCCUGGCGCGUGGUGAUCAUCGUGCCUGGUCAAAACCUGCGCGUGUCCUCUAUGAGAUCGAUCGCAUCUCAGUUGGACCUGAACCGUAUAACCCUCAUCUCGCCGACCUUAGGCGGAUCACAGGGCAGAAGGUGGCAUCGAGAGGUGUCAACUACCCCCUCCUCGGCCUAGCGUUGAUAGGGCUGGCCGUUGCAAAGCUCGCGACGGUGUACUGGGAGAUGGAGCAGCGGGUGCCUAAGACGUCCUUCGGGACGGAAGGGUGCACUCGUUAUCGGGACAUGAUGUCCCCCGAGGACAUAAUUCCGAUCUUCGAAGGCGUGUUCGUAGCCUCCAGCGACGAGCGCAGGCAGACCAUCAUGCAGUCUAUCGGGGCUGAGGCUGCACCCUGGGGCGACCUGUUCGCCAUCUGGGACGUCGACACUCCUGGGCAGGACCCCAAAUCAGCGGUGCUGGAAAUCGAAGGGUUUCCAGAGGGGAAUGCGUUUCACCCCCACGGCAUGCACUACCGCGCGGAAACUGGGGAGCUGUUCGUGGUGAACCAUGCCUACUCCCAGGGAGGGGAGCGGAUAGACGUGUUCAAGGUGUCGGAGACCUUCCCACAGGACGCCCUGCCGAGGAGGACGAGGAGGGAGGAGAAGGAGGAGGAGGAGGAGGUUGUCGAGAGCCCGAAGGAGAUGGCCAAGCGGCUCAAGAGGGAGGCGAAGGAGGCGGCGGGCAGAGCCAAGGCGGAGGAGAAGCAACGCCUCGCGAACGAGAGAGCGGCCGCCAAGGCAGCCGCUGCGGCGAAGGCGGCGAGGGCGAAGGGCCUAGCCAAAGGGCAGACCCCGAUCACGCUGACCUAUUCCUUCUCGGUGGAGCACGAGCUCAUCACAACCAACUUUGGGGUGCUGAACGACCUCGUCCUCGUGGACGAUGACGAGCUGUACGUGACGCAGUUCCUGGCGAUGCGGCACCCGUUGCACGGCCCCACACAGCCAGACGGGGUCCUGGAGCACCUCCGACUCUACGGCUCCAUCCUGCUCCUGAUGCUGCAGAUCAGCCCGGCACCCAUCAUCCGUUGCACCGGGAUUCGUGGGGCCGACAUCGACUGCGAGCGCCUAGCGAAGGGGAGGGGCGCGAUGUACAACGGCAUCGCGAUAAGCCCGAACGGAGAACGUCUCCUGGUGUCAGACACGGUGGCGAUGCAGAUGCUCAUUUUCAACCGCUCCGUGGAGACGGGAGCGCUCAGACUACGACAGCGGCUAGACCUCCCUGGGUCUCCGGAUAACGUCGAGAUCGAUCUAUUCAGAGCGACCGAGGGGAUCGAGGCGUACACGGUGGGGCUGAUCCGUGCCACCGACUUCGCCAAGUAUUCGGCGGCGAUGGUUGGGGCUACGGAUCCCACCGAUGGGGACGACAUAAAGAUGGCGGGAGGGUUUGCUUCCAUCGUAUUCGACCAGGAAUCUGGCAAUUACGAGAGCAAUUUGGAGAUGUGGCACGACGGAAGCCUGCUCUCGAUUUCCUCUGCGGUCUCGACCGCCUCGGGGGCCCGCCUGAUGGGCUCUGCCGUUGAGGAGGGGUACCUGUUGUGCCGCCCACCCCCUUGCCCGUUGGACAGCCAGGAGGUAGCGACGGAUGGGACGACAUGUUCGUGGGGACCACCCCCCCCGCCGGCGGUAGAAGAAGAGGCCGAAGACCCAGAGUAGUCUAUUAAAGUGUGUUUUUUUCAGCUCCUCCCUUUCUCUGUCAAGCGGGUGUGUCGUUUACAGUGGUCCAUGGUCCUGGCAGCGGAUGUAUUUGCUGGGCAGCGAGCUGGGUUUUGUCUUGGACCAAUGGCGAUGGCCCUCGUGAAGCAUGCAAGAGGUUGGCGGUGACGUUCCUCUAGCCAGCCCUCCCCCCCCUUCCCAAGGUAGCUACAGGGGAAGACGGCAAACACACCCAAGGUGGAGCAUUGUAGAUCUGGUUGGACAGUUUUCGGCCCAUUGAUGAUGUACUGCUUGACCUGCAAGUUUGAGGGGCCGGCGGUGUCAUCAGCAGAGAUUGCGACCCUUGUAGCUUCGUAGCUGUCGUGUAGCGUUCGUUCUUGGAGGAAAGCCGAACGCUUUUUGUUUGGGGGGGUGGAACAGAUAAUAAUUAGUGUGCUUGAGAAAGAAAUGAGAAAGCCGAACGCGUUUGUUUUUUUGGGGGGAGGGGAACCAGAUAAUGGUGUGUUGUGCUUGUUGUCAUACCAUCUCUUGGCUGUGGUUGAUCGAAGUGAAUCUCGGUGUGAGUGUUCCAGACGCACGCACAAUGCCUAGAGUGGGCAUUGGGUUGUUUGUUUAACGUUUUUUCCCUCCUGAUUUACGUAGGCAUGAGAGUGCAGGAGGCAAUAAACCGAGAGGGAGCUUUCGGUUCGAUCUGAGUCAAAGAAAUAUGCGGUUGGUUUUGUGUGCAGGUGUAUGAUGUAGAUACCUGAGGUGCUUGCAGUGCUUUUGUAGUUCGUGCCAUCCCAGAGGCCAAGAGAAACGGCGGUGACCCUCGACUGCAAAGAGACUUCAAAAACGCUCACUGGUGGUGUAAUAGCCCCGAGUAAAGAGCUGUACAACCGAAGUACUCCUAACACAUGAUGAGAGACACGAUUGGUUGAUGUGCCAUGCUAGAUGAAUCACGAUCGAUAUCCCAUCAAUGUAUUUUCGGGGUCAAUCCGCUGUCGCUCCUGGCGUCACGGCGAAGAGGAACUGGCGCCAUGGCGAAGAGGAAAGGUACU
Messenger RNA from Ectocarpus sp. CCAP 1310/34, 2777 nucleotides. Lineage: Eukaryota; Phaeophyceae; Ectocarpales; Ectocarpaceae. The record is from the annotation of a GenBank genome assembly.